Chiroxiphia lanceolata (lance-tailed manakin) is the source of this 1235-nucleotide messenger RNA. RefSeq names its product RAD51 associated protein 1 (gene RAD51AP1). Gene Ontology annotation, biological process: double-strand break repair via homologous recombination; interstrand cross-link repair. Gene Ontology annotation, molecular function: single-stranded DNA binding; double-stranded DNA binding. The transcript has 8 exons. The record is from RefSeq and is a predicted model, not a curated record. Bases 59 to 862 code for a protein of 267 amino acids. Lineage: Eukaryota; Metazoa; Chordata; Aves; Passeriformes; Pipridae.
GGAGGGAAGAAGGGAAGGGCGGGCGGAGCGGCGGCGGGAGCGGCCGCCCGUAGCGGGGAUGGCGCGGCCGGGCAGGAGGAACAGGAAAGUAGUUGAUUAUUCUCAGUUUGGGGAUUUGGAAGAUGACGAUGAAGACUUUGCACCUUCAAGCAAAAAAUCCAGAACACAACCCAAGGAACCAAAGAAGGAGAAAAAAGAGAAGCAAAAAAAGCCACCCAAAGAAGUGACUCAGUCACAAACACAGACACUUAGUAAAAGGUUAUCCUUGGAUGACAAACUUUAUAAGAGAGAUUUGGAAGUUGCCUUAGCCUUGUCUGUCAAAGAAAAAUCUGCAAAUAUCCUUGAGGUGCAAAAUUCAGAAGAACAAGAUCAGAGUAUUGAAUCAGAAAACAUACACAGGAGACCCCCUUUUUCCAACUGCAGUGUAGACAGUGAGGUUUUAGGUCUCAAUCAGGUGAUGGACGAAGACACACCCAAGGGUGAUGGUGGGAAAAGAACAGUGACAUCCAAAGUUCCAGCGCGGCAGAAGGUGGUUGACAGUGAUGACACAGAGCGUGACACUGACUCUGAGCCAGAGUCUGUCCCCACAUCACCUGUAGUUUCUCCUUCAUGGACAAUGGAACAGAAACCUGAGCCAAGGCAAAAGAUGAUGUCCAACUCCUCAGAACCAGUUGGGAGGCCUCUACUGGCAUCAAGUCCUGUAACACACAGAAAGCCUAAAUGGACACCCCCAGCUCCAUCAGGAAGCAGUAAUUCCUCUGGGAAAUACGUUGCUGUUAAGUCACCUACUCACUGCCUUAGACUUGGCCUCUCCAGACUGGCAAGAGUUAAACCACUGCAUCCCAGUGCCACCAGCAGUUGAAUGGUCAGUGACAAGGUGCCACAUGAAGGAAAAGACUGUGGAAAGCGUUUUGCUUAUAAACAGCAUCAUGGCACCAUCCAUUUUGGAGGACUGUUGUUUAUGGAUGGUGUUGUAAUGAGUUUUUAUCCUGCAAGUUGCUGGGCAUCCUUAAGUGCUACUGAACAAUUGUAUUAUUUAAUCAAGGUGACAUCUGGGUCACCAGCUCUUUCAUGUAUUAUAUUCACAGAUGUGGGUUUGUGAUAAUUUUAAUUCUCUAAUAUCUAAACUCUUGGCAAUAAAAUAACCUAGACAGCAGUAUGUAUGACAGGAAAUAUGUUUUUUAGAAUGUUGUAUUUUUAAAAAAAACUAAAAUAAAGUGCUUCGUAUAAUCUGA